CCACCCACUCCCCCCUUUCCCAAACACGACUCUUCCCCAUCGCCACAGGAGUCCGGACUCCGGACAGAGCAAUGGACUUGGUGGCCGGCCGAUCGAUAGAUUCUCCCCACCCAGGCCGUCGAUCGACAGCAACCAUCUAGGACUAGGAAAGCCUGAGUGCCUGACGCACGCGGUACGCCUCGGCAGCUGCUCGUGCUCCAGCAGGUAGCUAGCCUAGCCAGGGCCGUCGCGCUGGAGGAGCGAGCGAGCGAGCGAGCUAGUCCAGAGAUCUCUCUCUCCUCUCCUCGCCUAUAAGUACGUCAGGCCGUCGUGGUGCAAUAGCAACGACGACGGCCUCACCGAAACCACACACACGCAGCUAGAGCUGCUAGCACGGGCGAGCUGAGAGAGCUGGCCGCCUUCACACACACACCGCCACUCCUGCUCGCCGGCGGCGGAGAAGGAUCGGUGGUGACAAGAAGGAGGAGAAGAAGAAGAAGAUGGUGGGGAGCGGCAUGCAGCGCGGGGACCCGCUGGUGGUGGGGCGCGUGAUCGGCGACGUGGUGGACCCGUUCGUGCGGCGGGUGGCGCUGCGGGUGGGCUACGCGUCCAGGGACGUGGCCAACGGCUGCGAGCUGAGGCCGUCCGCCAUCGCCGACCCGCCGCGCGUCGAGGUCGGCGGCCCGGACAUGCGCACCUUCUACACGCUGGUGAUGGUGGAUCCGGAUGCUCCAAGCCCCAGCGAUCCCAGCCUUAGGGAGUACUUGCACUGGCUGGUCACCGACAUCCCGGGGACGACAGGAGUAUCUUUCGGGACCGAGGUGGUGUGCUACGAGGGCCCGCGGCCGGUGCUCGGGAUCCACCGGCUGGUGUUCCUGCUCUUCCAGCAGCUGGGCCGCCAGACGGUGUACGCGCCGGGGUGGCGGCAGAACUUCAGCACCCGCGACUUUGCCGAGCUCUACAACCUCGGCCUGCCCGUCGCCGCCGUCUACUUCAACUGCCAGAGGGAGACCGGAACCGGCGGGAGGAGGAUGUGAUCAUGAUCACCAGCUCCUUGUAGUACGAUACUAGUAGUAUAUGUGACCACAGGAUAUGACGAUGAUGAUGAUGGUGGUGAGGAUGAAGUCGAUCGUAUGGGUGGUUUGAUUAUACAGGGCGAAAUGGAGAAAGCAUUUGUAAUGUUCGAGAUAAUAACUAUGCGUGCGACAUUUUUGGUCCGAUGCUCGUGCAUGCUACGUACUUCUGAACCACACAGAUUGAAAAGAUGUUGGGAUCCAACGGGCCAGCCGGGAGAUCGUACGGAAAUCAGAUGGAAAUUGUCGUGCGGGUAGCGUCGCUGUAUUUGUAAUGUAUAUGUGUGAACUGUCUUUAUACUUUGUAGAAAUGUAUUAUUGGGUGCUUGUGGUUGUUCAUUUGCCACCCCACCUCCUCUCUACCGGAAGUAAUUUUCUUACAAGACGGCUAUCUCUUCUGGUCCCAAUAUUGUUUUCACGUCUUAAGAAAUGUAACAGGUUAUUUC
Triticum dicoccoides is the source of this 1498-nucleotide messenger RNA. Its product is annotated as protein HEADING DATE 3A-like. The record is from RefSeq and is a predicted model, not a curated record. Bases 480 to 1016 code for a protein of 178 amino acids. The transcript has 4 exons. NCBI's taxonomy places the organism in Eukaryota, Viridiplantae, Streptophyta, Magnoliopsida, Poales, Poaceae.